This is a messenger RNA of Aspergillus aculeatus ATCC 16872, 966 nucleotides long. RefSeq lists its product as uncharacterized. Bases 1 to 966 code for a protein of 321 amino acids. The transcript has 2 exons. NCBI's taxonomy places the organism in Eukaryota, Fungi, Ascomycota, Eurotiomycetes, Eurotiales, Aspergillaceae. Gene Ontology annotation, cellular component: mitochondrion. The record is from RefSeq and is a predicted model, not a curated record.
AUGUCGGCCAUCAGCGAGCGAUCGCCCGUCUCCACGACGAGGUGGAACACCGACCGUCUGGGGACGCGCCUGGGGGUGGAUAUCGCCAGCGCGGCCACGGCGGGUGCGCUCACCUGCCCGGUCAUCACCGUGAUUGAUCGCGCGAUCAUCGAGAAAGCGGCCAAGGGCCUCCCGAUCCAACAAACGAUCACCUCAUGCUUCCGCUCCAUGGCCGCCCACCCGGGGGCCUUCUUCCUCAGCACGCCGUUCCUGCUGAUCUACACGUUGUACACCGCGACCUACCUGACGGCCAACACGAUCGACACGGUGAUGUCGACGAUGCGCGACAAGCCCUUCUCGACGGUCUUCCCCGGCACGGCUAAAUUCUUGUCGACGACGGUCGUCAACAUGGGCAUCUGCGUAUACAAGGAUGCCCGAUUCGCGAGGAUAUUCGGGGCGUCACCUCCCGGCAGUAAUACCCCCAGCACUACCACAACACCCCCCAAACCGAACUCCAACCUCUCCCCAACAAUCGCAAUCCCCCGCCCCCAACACACCACCGCCGCCUCGUGCCACCCGGCCACCGGCCCCGGCGCCCCCACCGUCCCGCGCAUCUCCUACGCCCUCUUCUGCCUGCGCGACAGCAUCACCAUCUUCGCCUCGUUCAACAUCCCCGCCCUGCUGGCGCCGCACAUCCCCGACCGCGUCGCCGCCACCCCGGGCAUGAAGGCGGCGCUGGCGCAGUUCAGCUGUCCCGCGCUCAUGCAGUUCGCCAGCACGCCUAUGCAUCUGCUGGGCUUGGAUCUGUAUAAUCGGCAGCCGCCCGGUGGGCUGGGGUGGCGGGAGCGCGUGGCGCGGAUCCGUAGGGAUUAUGUGCCGAGUUGUUUUGCGCGGAUGGGCAAGAUCGUGCCGGCUUAUGGGGUUGGCGGGGUGGUGAAUGUGCGGAUGAGGGCUUGGUUGAUGGGGGGGUUGGAGGGAAGGACAUAG